AUGUUGUUUAGGGUUUGUUCUGAUAAUAGGUUAUUUCCAGAGGCGGUUAGGGUUUUUGAUUAUGUGGAGGAAAAGGGGUUCGUGAUAGAGGAGAGGUCUUGUUUUGUGCUUUUGCUUGCUUUGAAGAGAUGUGGUGAGAUUGAGUUGUGUCUUAGAUUCUUCCGCCGGAUGGUUGAGUCUAAUGGAAUUGAAAUUAGGGUUCAGUCUUUGACACUUGUGAUUGAUGGCUUGUGUAAGAGAGGAGAGGUUGAGAAAGCUAAGGAGUUGAUGGAUGAGAUGGUCACUAAAAGCAUUGUGAAACCGACUGUGUUUACUUACAAUACGUUGUUGAAUGCGUAUGUUGGAAGAAAGGAUCGAAGUGGAGUUGGUGAGAUACUGAGACGUGAUCGUUGUGGUUGCAAACCUACCAAAGAAGAUGUCAAAAGAUGCUUCAUGUUGGAAUUUGACAGAUCUGCAUUCAUCAUUGCUUCAACAGCAACUGAAGAAGAAAUGUUGAAGUGGUAUAAUGAGCAUGUUGUGUGGGGUGAUAAAGAGUUGAAGAUAAAACUGUUGAGGAAAGGAAUAUUGACCCGCAUAUACGCUCCCACGGUCAUAAUACAAAGUUUGAGGGAAUCCGGAGUAUUCAGCUCCAUCAUUGCAUCGGCGCCAACACUUUCCAAAGACAAGUUCUUGCAUUCAAUUGAUAGUAGCAAUUCAACAAGAGUUGUUGCCUCUAUAUUCCACUCAUCCAGAAAAGUUGGAAGAAUCAAAGAAUCUCAAGCAACUGCAAGGAGGAUUCUGGAUCUUGAAUCUUCUGUAUUUCAAGAAUCGGCCGUACCACCGGAGUCUCCUCCGGGUGUAGUAGAAGAUAGUAACCUCAUUUCACACUCAUGA
Messenger RNA from Vicia faba (fava bean), 873 nucleotides. The record is from the annotation of a GenBank genome assembly. NCBI's taxonomy places the organism in Eukaryota, Viridiplantae, Streptophyta, Magnoliopsida, Fabales, Fabaceae.